This is a messenger RNA of Cylas formicarius (sweet potato weevil), 499 nucleotides long. Its product is annotated as salivary glue protein Sgs-3-like. Bases 42 to 419 code for a protein of 125 amino acids. The transcript is spliced from 3 exons. NCBI's taxonomy places the organism in Eukaryota, Metazoa, Arthropoda, Insecta, Coleoptera, Brentidae. The record is from RefSeq and is a predicted model, not a curated record.
UCAGCAUUUGCAUAUCAACCUUCAUUGCAGUGACGCUUAAAAUGAACUCCGUUCUGGUGAUUAUUUGUCUUGGGACGUUGGCUAUUUUGGCGGAUUGCAUGGUAUCGACAAACAGACACCAGAUGAAAGAAGAACCGCCGUGCAUGUGGAUUUUUUGGAGACCGAGGAGGCCAGCUACGACCACAAAACCGCCAACAAAAGCCCAAACUCCAUCCACUCCGUCUACUGCCACGACUAUAUCUCCGACAACUCUUCAGACGGCUGACAGUACAGUGAUGGUAACUACUACUUUGACCAGGAUUGAACAAACUACGGAGGCUAUGGAAACUACAACUGCAGAUAUUUCCGAUGCCACAUUUACCACCGCUGCUCCAACAACAACGCCGGACGCCGAAGUUGUUGCUGAAGCAACAGUUUAGGUGAUAUAGGUAUUUGAUUCUGAAAUAAAAUUGGAAGUAUUCUCAGCAUACUCCCGAAAAACAAAGACAUAAAUUAAUUU